This is a messenger RNA of Brettanomyces bruxellensis, 2349 nucleotides long. RefSeq lists its product as uncharacterized. The coding region runs from base 1 to 2349 and encodes 782 amino acids. Lineage: Eukaryota; Fungi; Ascomycota; Pichiomycetes; Pichiales; Pichiaceae. Gene Ontology annotation, biological process: protein palmitoylation. Gene Ontology annotation, cellular component: Golgi membrane. The record is from RefSeq and is a predicted model, not a curated record. The transcript has a single exon. Gene Ontology annotation, molecular function: palmitoyltransferase activity; protein binding.
AUGGAUGAAGAUAAUAAGCUUUUGGAUUCCACAGAGCUCCAGGAGCUUAAGAAAGACUCCGGAGCUCAAUCCGAGACUUUUCAAGAAGCACCAAAAUCCGAUUCUGACAGUUCAUCCAGCAACGACAGCAUGAGAGCCAUAAAGGACAUUUCUCUUGAUCAAAUGGAUAAAAAUGGGGGUGAUGUCAAUAAUUCCGAGGUCGAAGAUGGAACAAACUUGGAAGAAAAUGCAAAUCCAAAUGACGAUGUGAUAUCUGAGCAUACUAAAAAGGUUGAAGAGUACAUGCUGGCGGCUAAGAAGGGCGACAUUCCAGUGUUGAAGCAGCUUUUGGAAUCAGGAGAUGUCAAAGUAAAUGAUUGCCUGAGCGAAAAUGUGAGUGCACUUCACUGGUGUGCCUUAAACAACCACUUAGCUGCAAUAAAGUACUUAGUAUCGAAAGGAGCAGAUAUCAACUUUGCGGGUGGAAACUUGGUCGCAACGCCUUUGCAAUGGGCUUGCAGAUAUGGAUAUGUUUAUGUGGUAGACUAUUUGCUAAGGACAUGCAAGGCAGAGUAUAAGUCAAAGGAUAUUCAAGGGUUCAACUGCCUUCAUCUUGCCGUUCACUCCUCAAACAUUAUGAUGGUUAUUUAUAUCACAAGAUUCACAGAUAUAGACAUAGACGAGACUGAUCCAAAGGGACGGACUGCCUUGCAUUGGGCAGCAUACCAAGGAGAUGUUCUGUCGGUCGAGUAUCUUCUCCAACUUCAUCCAUCCGUUAAUAUAUCUGAUGAACUUGGCUUUAUUCCGCUACAGUGGUGUCUUGUGCGCCAAUCACAGUCUACAAUGACAAAACUUAUAGCUGCAGGCUCUGAUCUUCAUCAUUUGACUGCCAAUGGCAAAGAUUGCUGGACCAUGGCCCGAGAAAUGAACAGCACAUCAUACUUUACUGCAGCACUUCGAGAAUGUGGAUAUUCCAAAGAUUACACGAGACUAUACAAAUAUACAUCACUAUUCUCCAAGCGAAAUGCUAAAAUUCUCACAUUCUUUUCUCCAUUUCUCGUUCUUACAUUGUGCUUACAGAUUAUUGCAAAUUCGGGCAAUGCUCUUAUUGGUCUCGUCAUAGCUACCAUAAUUUAUAUCGGCCAAACACUGCUCAUAGGCAAAAAACUUGUCCCAUUUUACAACCACACCCCUCAUGCGCUUCUAAAGUCACCUUUUUUCUCUGGCGUGUUUGCUAGCACUGCCUUCUUGUGCAUUGUUUCGUGGGUAUUUAAGUUACUUCCGGCCACUUUUCUUGCAAACCCGUUAUCGAAUAUUGUUCUUUUCAUCUUGAUACUUAUAUUGGUGCCGUCGUUUAUCAAAUCAAUGACUUCUGAUCCCGGAUGUAUCCCCAGAGAAAGAGACAACAUGAAAAUAAAGCAGACCAUAGAACAGCUCAUGUAUGAGCGUAAAUUUGAUGCUUCCAACUUCUGCAUUUACACGAUGAUCAGAAAACCCCUUCGAUCGAGAUUUGACCGCGACAGAAUGAGAAAUAUUGCAAGGUUCGAUCAUUACUGUCCCUGGGUUUCAAAUCAGGUUGGAGUUCGCAACCAUAAAACAUUCCUAUGCUUUGCAACUAGUCUUCACUUGGCGAUCUUCGUCAUUUUUUUCCUAACGCGGGCAUAUUUCAACACGUUGGAUGAUGAUGAUGAUGAUGAUGAAAAUACUGGUUUGUGCUCAUUAAUAGGGGAAAACUUUUGCUUGGGAUAUCGCCAUUCAUCCUACACAUUCUAUCUUCUCAUCUGGGUUGUCUUCCAGCAAACAUGGCUCACGAUGCUCAUCUUGGUACAGUUUUUCCAAAUUUCAAGGGGUUACACAACAUACGAAUUUGAUGGACGUCAUGCUCAUCUACAUAACUCCAAUCCAACAUUUGCUUCCAUUCCAACCGAUGAGCUGGCAAAAUAUGGGCAGGCAAUGCAAGUUGAGAGUUCAGACACUGCAGAUUCAACAAUAGAAACAUUAAAUGAUAUGCCGGCGAAUCAAGAACCUCAGAAAAUAUCUUCAACCUCUAAAGUGCUUUUCUGCCUUUCGGCUGGCGUCAUGAAGUCAAGUGUAGGGAAAAUUCUUGGAUUGAAGCAGUUUGCUCUUAUCAGUAGGGAUUUAAUCAGGAUGAGAGGAAGACGACAAUUUCAACAAAUAGGCAGCCCUUACAAUUAUGGAUUCGUGAAGAACUGGUUAAACUUUCUCUUUUUGAAGAAGCCUGGAGAGUCUUAUUCAUUAAAGACUCUAGUGAAGAUUCCGGAACAUGGUGAGGCCAACUUGGGAGACUCAUAUGUUGACUAUUACAGGCUAUAUCAGGCUCCUGCUAACCCAAACUACACUUUGGUUUGA